UCUGAUUGGCUGACAGCUUAGAGCUCAAAGUCCAUGCAGGUGUUCUCAGAUCGUCGCGCUUACCUCGCGCUCAGUUGAACGCGGGUCUGAAGAUGUCUGUUCUACCGAUGGGCUGCGCGAGGACGCAAAUAGAUUGAAGCAACAGUUUGUGCAACUAACUAAAAUGCCCAAAAGUGAUACCUGGCCAGGCGGCACUGAACCAGAGAUGAUGAAUGGCAUGGAGAGUGCUGGUAGCUGCGACAGCGUUGUCAGCGCAAAUUCUGGCUUUAGUGAAGAUAGUCUAGAACAUCUUUCUGCAGAAGAAAAGGCCUGUCUAAUGUUUUUGGAGGAAACCAUUGAGUCUUUAGAUAAUGAAGAUGAUAGUGGACUUUCGCAUGAUGAACCUGAACGACUUCCCUGCCCUGGUAACCUUGCAGCCAAACUGGCUGACCUGUCUGUCUCUAUGGACAAAAGCAAUAUAAACAGUUCACAGAAACCGGCUAAGCAACCCAUGAAGAAAAAUGUCGACACCAAACAUGUGCAGAGCUACGUUGUUCCUACACCUCUCGUUGUGGCAAGCGGUUCUAGUGGUUCUGUUACCAGUACCAAAUCACCCACUCCUGUAGACAAAACAACUUCUUCUAGGUCACAGUUCACAUCGAAAAACAAACCGACUCCCAGUCACAACCAGAAACGUCCUGCUCCACCAGUACCUUUAAAUGUUAAUGUUGCGAUACCGCCUUCCACAAAACCCAAGGAAAACUCAGCAAAGCCAGCUGAAGGUCCUUUACCAAGAGGACCUCUGUCUUAUGAGGCUCUAGUUCAUUUGCGGAAAACUGCCUCCCAGAAGAAGACACCUUUAUGUCCAACAAUUGAUCACACCAUAAACUUGGACAAACAAUGUCCACCACCAAUGGAAGCCCCGAAAUUAGAAAAUGUCACAAAAUCCCUCUCAGAGGUUCACAAGUCUAAGACAGGACCUCCUGCUGUGCCCCCAAAACCUAAAAAGUUACCUGCAAACAUAUAUGUGAAAUUUCAAAAUGAUGAACCCAUAACACCAGACCUUUCAAAAAGCAUGAAGAAUUCAACAAAUCCUGAGGGGGUGAGACAGGAAGCUUUACAGAAGCUCGGCCUCCUGAAAGAACACGAGCAUGAGGAUGGAGCAGAAGCCCCUCUGCCUCCCCCAAAGCAUCACUCUAAAAAAUCUGCAAGAGAUCCAUUGGAUCCAACAAGAAACCCAUCAUUUUGUUCCUCUCAAGAGCAAACAGAACCCAAGAACAGGCCUGUGAAGAUUAGUCCUACAGUCCAACAGCAUUCCAAGGAAAAACAGAAGCCCGUUUUAUUAUUGCAUGUUCAGUCCAGUGGGUUGAAAACAGAAGGUUUGGAACGCUCUGUUAACCAAGACGGCUUCACAAAAAGUGGAAACCACUCUGACCCACAGCAGACUCCCUGUGCCAAGCAAAUGAAAACCAACACUACAUCUCAGCCUUCAACCGAAACACCCUUAGACUCAGUGGGUUACACUGCGAUGGUGGUUCCUGGAAUGGGAUCUGAUCGAAAAGAGGCUCUGAGAAAACUUGGUCUGCUUAAGAGAUGAACCUUGCAUAGAGAAGGAUGGUGUCUAGCUCAGUCGGUGUUAUGAGUACCAUCAGCAUUAGAGUUUUACAUUGGAACUUUCAGGGUGGCCCCUUGGUGAAUAAACUUUAAAAGGAAAAAGAGAAUAACGCCAGCUCUAUGAAAUAUCAAAUCUAUACUCAUUCAUAAAAAGGGAACAUUUCCAUAAGUUCCAAAAAUCAAUAAAAAUGUGCCUUGCACAUUUCAAACACAUUCAUUUCUAUACAUUUGUCUUGUUAUCUAAAUCAAAAUAUUUUAAUGUGAUUGUUAGAAUAAUUUUAAGUUUGAUACAGCACACAACCAGGCAACAAAACUAAAUCUACUUAAAGGUGCAUGAGGGCGUUUGCCCAAAUUGACAGUAAUUGAUUGUUCACUUUUCACAGAUGUGCCUGAAGAGGAUCAUUUGGGUCAGUUCUUAUUUGUCUUGUUAGUUUUUUAGGUAAGCUUUUGCAGUGGUUUAUCCCAAAUACUUGAUCACAAACAUUGUUUCUCUGUAUUUACAGUCUUUGGGCAUGCUGAACUGUUCGUAUUUGAAUUGAAAAUUUCAAUUACCAGUAAAAAGCAAUAAUUAUGUGUAAAAAAAAAAAAUAUAUAUAUAUAUAUAUAUAUAUAUAUAUUUUAAUCCUGUUUGCCAUUUGCACAACUGCUACUGAAAAUAAAGUCUGCACACUACAUACUGCACCUUGAAA
Girardinichthys multiradiatus is the source of this 2282-nucleotide messenger RNA. RefSeq lists its product as uncharacterized. The record is from RefSeq and is a predicted model, not a curated record. Bases 164 to 1576 code for a protein of 470 amino acids. Lineage: Eukaryota; Metazoa; Chordata; Actinopteri; Cyprinodontiformes; Goodeidae. The transcript has 4 exons.